AGUAUUCAAUAGUUUGUUUUGUUAUUAUAAUACAUGCGUUUGAUUUAAAUGUCUUAUGGAUCAAGAGAUUAGUGAUAAUAACAUCAGUGAGGAUCAGACAAGUGAUCAAUUAGCUGAAGAAGAAGUGACUACAUAUAAGGACAAUAACAACAUGACUUUGUUUCGAUGGCAAUCAUUGGUCUCAAACUCAAUGAUCACAAAGAAAGUAAAGAAUUCACUGAACGACUGGAAAAGAAAUAUCAAAACUAAUGUCAAGUUUGAGAUCAAAUCAAAUGACAAGUGUUUGGUUACCAUUACUGAUCAAAACAAAGAUAAAGUGGUUGUAACUAAGGAAAAGUUUAACCAAUUAAUUAUUAACAGCCGAAGACUGCGACCGUUCACUCACUUGAUAACUGUUCCCUUCAUUAGUGACUCAUUGAAAGACGAGUUCAAUCAAUUUAAAGACAAUAUUUUGACAAACUUUGUAAGCGAUGGCAACAGAAUCGAUGAAUAUUUGUUUCAAAAGACUUUUAAACUUCAUUUGACUGUUUGUGUUCUCGUUUUACUUAAUGAUAACGAAAUACUUUUAGCCAAAAAAUUACUUCGCGAUAGUUUGGAUCAAAUUAUUAAUCCAGUGCUCAAUGGAAAGCCUUUAAAAGUAACACUCGAAGGACUGCAAGUGAUUAAAGGACAACAAGAGAGGGCUCAUGUAGUAUAUGCUGAGGUUAAAGAAGAGACAAACACAUUGCAGACAAUUGCCGAUCAAAUUGUCAAUAAAUUUAUUAAAGCAGGUCUUCUUGGAGAUUGUGGCGAUAAUACAGUCAAACUUCACGUCACUUUCAUUAACUCAUUAUUCAGACAAAGAGCUCUUAUAAAACAAAAUACGGAAAACAAGAAACGCAUCAAAAGGGAGACAUUUAAUGCCAAAGAAAUAUUAGAUUUUUACAAAUCUUACAAAUUCAGUGAAUAUAUUGUUAAAUGUAUUCAAUUAAAUGAAAUAAAAUCAAUUACAAGUGAAGGCUUUUAUGGUUUCGUUGAUGGCAUUGAUUUACCACAAGAUUAA
Messenger RNA from Oppia nitens, 1042 nucleotides. Its product is annotated as activating signal cointegrator 1 complex subunit 1-like. The coding region runs from base 56 to 1042 and encodes 328 amino acids. Lineage: Eukaryota; Metazoa; Arthropoda; Arachnida; Sarcoptiformes; Oppiidae. The transcript has a single exon. Gene Ontology annotation, biological process: regulation of DNA-templated transcription; DNA alkylation repair. The record is from RefSeq and is a predicted model, not a curated record. Gene Ontology annotation, cellular component: nucleus.